Caenorhabditis bovis is the source of this 840-nucleotide messenger RNA. The record is from the annotation of a GenBank genome assembly. Lineage: Eukaryota; Metazoa; Nematoda; Chromadorea; Rhabditida; Rhabditidae.
AUGUCUCGUUUUGCCGAAAAAGUUGUUAUCGUUACUGGCUCAUCGAAUGGAAUCGGUCGAAUUGCCGCUCUAUUUUUCGCUCAAGAAGGAGCAAAAGUAACGGUGACUGGAAGAAAUGUCGAACGACUCGAAAUUACUAGAAAACUGAUUAGUGAUGCCGGCGUAUCGGCUGAUAACAUCAAUGUUGUUGCUGCUGAUGUGACGACGAGCGAGGGACAAGAUAAGAUUCUGAACACUACAUUGGCCAAAUUCGGAAAACUCGACAUUUUGAUCAAUAAUGCUGGGGCUGCAAUUGCAGAUCCUUCUGGAGCCGCUGGGUCCGAAAUGUCUCUUGAAACUUUGGACAAAAAUUUCAAUUCAAAUACGAGAAGCGUCGUUUCGCUCAUCCAGAAAUGCAAACCACAUUUGAUUGAAUCGAAAGGAGAAAUUGUUAAUAUCUCAAGCAUUGCAGCCACCGAUACAGCGGUAUCCAAAUUCCCAUAUUAUGCAAUGGCAAAGGCUGCAUUAGAUCAAUAUACCCGCGCAAUUGCCGAAGAACUUAUCGUCCAUGGUGUUCGAGUGAAUUCGAUUCGCCCUGGAAUCGUUCGCACCGGAUUCGCUUCAGCUAUCGGGUUCCCUGAAACUGCAGCCACCAAAAUGUACAACUAUUUCGAGGGAAAACGGGAUUGUAUUCCAGCAGGAGUUUCUGGAAAACCGGAAGACAUCGCCCAUCUGAUUCUGUUCCUUGCUGAUCGCAAACAAUCCUCUUAUAUCAUCGGACAGACAAUUGUUGCUGAUGGCGGAUCUACGCUUGUCAUGGGAUUGCAUACUCACGACAUGUUAAAGGCUCUGACUGAAUAA